This is a messenger RNA of Aegilops tauschii subsp. strangulata, 2303 nucleotides long. RefSeq names its product G-type lectin S-receptor-like serine/threonine-protein kinase At1g11303. NCBI's taxonomy places the organism in Eukaryota, Viridiplantae, Streptophyta, Magnoliopsida, Poales, Poaceae. Gene Ontology annotation, biological process: protein phosphorylation. The record is from RefSeq and is a predicted model, not a curated record. Gene Ontology annotation, molecular function: protein kinase activity; ATP binding.
CGUGUGUGGAACGACCGGCGCAAAUUUCAGCCGGUUCGCCGGCUCGAAGCGUUUCCCUUUACCAAAAGCAAUGGCGGCCUUUAACUGACGUAUAGGCGUAUAGCGUUGACGGACGUCACCACUGUCCAUUCGGCGGAACCAGUCGAGAUCUUGUUUGCCCUCCGCGGAUCCUCACGGAGACGAGAUUGAUGUGCGCGUUGCCUCUGUGAUUAUAGCUGUAAUCGCCGGCUGGUUCUGGUUUCGUCGCCACCAUGAAGCAAAAGAUUGUGGUGAAGGUCGAGGUCAAGGACAACAAACAGAAGUCGAAAGCGUUGACAGCAGUCGCCGUUCUCCCUGGGGGUACAGGACAAUGGGGAAUAUAUUGCUGUGAAGAAGCUUAAUCUCAUGCCAGGGCUUGACGACGAGGAAUUCAAAAAUGAGUUUAAUAAUCUUAUGAGGGUCCAACAUCAAAAUACCAUACGGUUAGUUGGUUACAGCCAUCAUACAACGCAAGUGCUUGCUGACCACAAUGGAAAAUAUGUUUCUGCUAGAGUGAAAGAAAGAUCUCUAUGUUCCGAAUACUUGGAGGGAGGAAGCCUUGACAAGCAUCUUUCUAAUGAACCAUGUGCUCUUGUCUGGCACACAUGUUACGAAAUAAUUAAGGGACUGUGUGAGGGCUUACAUUACCUUCACAAAGGAUUCGAAUAUCCUAUUUACCAUCUGGAACUGAAACCUACAAAAGUUUUGCUGGAUAAGGACAUGAUGCCCAAAAUUGGAGGUUUUGGUUUCUAUAGGCUCUUUGAUUCAAUAGAAGCCUCCAACACGCCAGAAGUUACAGCAACAAGAGUAUACAUGCCGCCAGAAUACAUCAGUAAACGGCUAAUCACACCAAAGUUUGAUGUAUUCAGUCUGGGCAUUAUAAUCUUGCAAAUCAUGGCAGGAAAGGAGAGCUACACCAAGUGUAUAGAUACUUCCCCCGAAGUAUUUAUUGAGAGUGUAUAUGAAUUCUGGGUAAACAGGAUGCAGGGCACAAUAUCAAAGCAUACUUCGCGUGAAGUUAGAACAUGCAUCGAAAUAGCUCUAAAAUGUGUGGAGUUCAGUCGAGAAAAGAGGCCUACUAUAAAGGAGAUCAUACAGAAACUGAAUAAGAUUGAUAUUGUUGAGUGCUCAUCUAUACAUCAGCUAUAUAGAGCAAAAGAGUUUUCAUUUGAGUUCUUAGAAAAUAUUACUGAUAAAUUUUCUAAGCAAAACAUAGUUGGCCGUGGUGGAUAUGGAAUUAUUUACAAGGGGGUGCUGAAGGAUGGAGAAGAGGUUGCUGUUAAGAAACUUCAUCAAAUGUUGUGGAUUGAUGAUGAACAAUUCAAAAACGAGCUUAAUAAUCUAAUGAGGGUCCAACACAAAAAUAUCGUACGGUUAGUUGGCUACUGCCACCAUGCAUCACAUAUAUUUGUUGAGUACGAGGGAAAACAUGUUUCUGCUAGCGUGGUAGAAAGAGCAAUUUGUUUGGAAUAUGUGCAGGGUGGAAACCUUGACAAUCAACUUUCUGGAAAGGAGGGCUACUUCAGUUGUCCAUACACCCCUCCGAAAGAAUUUAUUACAACUGUACGUGAAAACUGGCGAACAAAGGUGGAGGCAACAGUGUCGCCCCAUGCAUCUGAACAAGUGAGGACAUGCAUCGAAAUAGCGUUGAAAUGUGUGGAGGAUGACCGAAUGCGAAGGCCUACAAUAGCCCACAUUGUUAAUGAACUAAGUAACAUUGGUGUUGCUAAAGGAUCACCCAUUCGCCAGUGGGCGAACAAGCUUGCUCCGUUCAAGACCUUGUUAUUAUCCACUCACUUCAAACAUUGGCUGUUCCUCUUUGUCGCAGCGAUUUCCAUGUUUUUCGCAUGGGCUAAAUUCUGUCCAGAUUCAUGGUGGCAAGGCAUUACAAGGAGAACGUAAACCGCAGCACAUACUGGAUGCCUUCCAUCUACGCGCCCCGAAAGGCGGUAGCAGGGAGAAUAGUUUCUGUACAAGCGCUGUUAGUGUGAUUUCCAUAUUAGUUUCUGCUGUCAAGCAAGCAAAUUGCUAUCUUGAGAAUCAGAGUGCUAGGGUAUCUAUAUAUGUUUCCAAAAGCUCAAGAAAGCACUCGAUCAGUGCCCAUCAUCUUUCGCCAUUAGGAGCCCUGUUUAGAGAAACUAAACUUUGCACAGCACGCGUUGCAUAUGGCAAUGUAAAAAUUUCCUGGCCGUCUGCCUCAGUUUGUACUUUGUAUAGAACCUGCAUGCUGACGAUUUGUCCACCGCUUACGUUUAAUGGAAUGCAAUGGUAAUGUUUCCUAUAAA